Messenger RNA from Oldenlandia corymbosa var. corymbosa, 2605 nucleotides. The record is from the annotation of a GenBank genome assembly. NCBI's taxonomy places the organism in Eukaryota, Viridiplantae, Streptophyta, Magnoliopsida, Gentianales, Rubiaceae.
GCUGUUUUUAUGUAAAAAGUCAGCGUUUCCAUCUUUCCAUCUCUCUCCCUAUCUCCAAUCCCAACCUUUCCCUUCUCUUGUCUCUCUCUAUCUCCAUUCCUCCAGCAUCAAAAUUCUUCCUGUUUGUCUGAUAUAGUGAAAGAACAAAUUAACAAACAUCAGCUCCAAACUCCAAGUUGGUGAUUCAAUCCGGGCAAACACAAAAAAAAAAAGAAAAAAAGAAAAACCCAUCUCUAUAUGUUCAUUCCAUUAGCCUAAUCUACAACCAGAAUCUCAAAAAAAAAGUCACAUGUUUUGUGUAACAAAUCCCCUCUGAAAGAAUACAAGAAAAAUAUAAGAAGAAGAAGAAGACGGCUUCACCGGGUAUCAUGUGUAGCCGUUUGUUGCAGAAGAUGGAGAAUUUUCAAGGUGAUCUAACCGACAUGCUUCUAGCAAGAAGUACUCAUACUACAAAUUUUGCUCCUCCAGCAGCUGAAGACGAACUCGUUUCCUCCGCAGCCGGCGGCUCCGGCGCGGUUGAGUGGCAGUUUUCCGGCAACAAUAAUAAUAAUCAUAAUUCCAAAGGCGGGUUCUUACAGAUGGUUGAUGAUUUCGGGGAUCCUUUCUCUAACAUGCGAGAUCCACUCUUCUUAAAUAUCCCGAGUUCGGAUUUUUUCGCUGGCUCUACCACUGCUGUUACUGCUACUACUGCUACAACUUCGCCAUCAUCGGAGACCAUCAUGACAAGUCAGCAGCAGCCUUGCAACAACAACAACAAGAAUAAUAACAACAAUAUUUUCCCGACGACGACGAAGAAUAUGAUUCAGAUCUCUAUGGAUAGUGUUAAGCUGCCGGUUUCGCCACGGCCGGUUAUUGGUUCACCUUUAGUAGGUUCUACUACUACUAAUGAUCAUCACUUGAUAAGUUGCAGCAAUAAUAAUAGUGGGAUGAAUCAUUCCAAAGGUUCCAUGGUGGAAAAUGGAGGAGCUCAGCAGCAGAUCUCGUCUCCGCGAAAUACGGGUUUAAAGAGAAGGAAAACUCAAGCUAAGAAGGUCGUUUGUAUACCGGCGCCAUCACCGGCAAACAGCCGGCCUAGCAGCGGUGAAAUGGUACCAUCGGAUCUUUGGGCAUGGAGAAAGUACGGACAGAAACCUAUUAAAGGCUCUCCUUAUCCAAGGGGCUACUACAGAUGCAGCAGUUCAAAAGGUUGUUCAGCAAGAAAGCAAGUGGAAAGAAGCCGAACCGAUCCAAACAUGUUGGUGAUAACCUACACUUCCGAGCACAAUCAUCCAUGGCCGACUCAACGAAACGCCCUAGCCGGUUCAACCCGAAACCAGCCGACGACAACCACCGCCAAAACCACCACCACCACCACCGGUUCAACUUCAAAACCGUCGAACCAAUCUCAGAAAACCACCGCAAAUGCCAAGGAAGAAUUUCAAAAAGAGAGCGCACUCGAUCAUAAUCAGUCUUCCGCUCCAAAUUCCAGCAAGCGCCCCGCAGUUGUGAAAGAAGAAAUAGAUUAUACUCAUAAUCAUCAUCAUGAUAGUAAUAAGCGUAUAAAAGUGGAUCAUCAUCAACAACAAUAUCAAGAUCAGGAGGUUCAGUUCGACGAAGGGUUCCAACAGACAUACCGGCCUUCAUUACCGGAUCAUCAACUGAAUCAUCAUAAUCAUUCAGAAGAUUUCUUCGCCGACUUAGGUGAACUAGAAGCUGACGGCCCUCUCAAUCUCUUGUUCACCCAAGGUUAUUCCGGCGACGAAGAACCCGAAAAUAAAAGCUUGGAUCCAUUCAGCUUUUACGACUGGGUUAACAGUAACACUGCCACGACCACCACCGCGACCACUACCGCGACCGUAACAGCUUCGGUUGAAGAAGUUAAUAAAGGUUUAUUAUAGCACACAGGAAAGUAUUGGGAGUGGCAACCAGAAAUCUUAUACUUACUAAAAGAUCAGUGUUUUUUUUUUUUCAUGUGGGCUUUUUUUCUUUCUUUUUCAUAAAAAAAUAUUUGCUGAUUUUUACUGUAAUUGCUAGUAUAGUGGAAAACAAGAAUGCUGGGUACAGUACCUUUGAAUGUAGUUAAAAUUUGGCAGUAACAACAGACAGUCAGAAGUUUUAGGAAAAAGAGAAAGAAAGAAAGAGUAAAAGUGCAGAUAAUGAAUUAAUAUUUUUCUUAAGGAAAAAAAUUGUUUGGAUUGGGAGCAGUUGCCGGGAGUCCAUUCCUUGUGGAAUAUAUUUUGUGCAUGGUGGAUGGGACAGAAAGCACAGGAACAGAAGCUUCAACAGUGAAAACAAGUACAUCUAAUCCGACAUGACAGGAAAACUCAGUAAGAUUGAAGAGAUUGAUGUUGUUUGAAAUUGAAUGGGACAGAGACUCUUUUACGAGUGGGGGAUAAAAAUAUUUGUAACUCUAGCCCACCUUCCUUUGUUUAAAAAUACCUGCACCUCAUAAUGUACCUAGGACCAAAUUCUUUAUUUAGAUUGUUAUAUUUUCUUUUAUUUUAUUUUUUGUUUUUUGUUUUGGGUACAAAUAGAGAUGCGAGCCAAGUUACAGUUUAGUGGAUUAGUACUAGAUUACUUAGAGUCGUAAUUAAAGUAACAAUCACUAUGACGGAAUAAUAAUCUG